CCCUGUCUCUGGCCCACCGCUGUCCCCACGUGCUGACGGUGACGCCGCUCCCCGCAGCGCUGCGCCGGGUGACAUGUCCCGACAACAGCUCCGCGUGUCCCGACAGCGCCACGUGCUGCCAGCUGCCAUCGGGGCGGUACGGCUGCUGUCCCCUACAGAACGCGGUGUGCUGCGGCGAUGGGUGGCACUGCUGUCCCCAAGGCACCACGUGUGACCUGCAGCGCUCCAUGUGCACCUCGGGGCGGGACGUGGCGCACGUUGGUGACGUGAAGUGUGACGAUGAGAUGAGCUGCCCUGACGGGAACACGUGCUGCAGGCUGAGCUCCGGGCAGUGGGGGUGCUGCCCCCUGGAACAGGCCGUGUGCUGCCCCGACCACAUCCACUGCUGCCCCCAGGGCUACACCUGCGACCCCCAGGGGGGGAC
Meleagris gallopavo (turkey) is the source of this 424-nucleotide messenger RNA. The record is from RefSeq and is a predicted model, not a curated record. NCBI's taxonomy places the organism in Eukaryota, Metazoa, Chordata, Aves, Galliformes, Phasianidae.